Debaryomyces hansenii CBS767 is the source of this 234-nucleotide messenger RNA. RefSeq names its product DEHA2A11176p. NCBI's taxonomy places the organism in Eukaryota, Fungi, Ascomycota, Pichiomycetes, Serinales, Debaryomycetaceae. Bases 1 to 234 code for a protein of 77 amino acids. The record is from RefSeq and is a predicted model, not a curated record. The transcript has a single exon.
AUGACGGUAAUGAUCACAAAGAUGAUCACAAAGACCAUGAUGACAACAACAGCUACCCAAAAGAAUGGCCUGCCAAAUGAUGCGACAGAAUAUGUAACGAAGUUAUCUCGUUGGGUAAAGAGUGUGAAAAACAGAGGAAUCCUAAAUAUGUCCCUGCUCAAAGCAAUUCCAGAAGGAACUUGCAAAGACUACGGCUGCGAAAAUAACUACAAGAAAAACUGGGGUAAAUAUUGA